Molecule: messenger RNA, 10697 nt
Organism: Ooceraea biroi (clonal raider ant)
Lineage: Eukaryota; Metazoa; Arthropoda; Insecta; Hymenoptera; Formicidae
Product: zinc finger and SCAN domain-containing protein 26
Biological process (GO): regulation of transcription by RNA polymerase II
Molecular function (GO): RNA polymerase II cis-regulatory region sequence-specific DNA binding; DNA-binding transcription factor activity, RNA polymerase II-specific
Source: RefSeq, a predicted model, not a curated record
AGUGCACGCCCGGCUGCCGACACGAGCGGAUGGUGUACGUUGUCGCUCGCGCCACCACCACGUUCGCCUCGUGAUUUUGCUUCCUGUCACGCUCGGCCGUCGCUCGUUGUCGUUCAAGUCGUGUGACGACGAGUCGCGCUUAGGUGCUUAGGUUCAGUCUACGAUAACAAUCGCGCCGUCUCUCUCCCCCUUUUUCUCUGUCGCUCAAUCUAAUUCUCCUGUCUCUCUUUCUCUCUCUCUGUCUGUCUUCUCUCGCGUGUUUCUCUCCGCCAGUCCUCACGCGUGAAUUGACGCUUCAAGCAACAAAGAAAGAAAGAAAGAAAAAAAUCGCAAACUAGGUGAAGGAUCUCUGUCUCCGCAUUGCGCGCUUUAGCCUCGUCGCGAGGGUGAAUGAAAUCUGGCGCGUGAUGCGCGCGCCCACGUGCAUACGCGCACACGGGACUGCCACUCGGCGCUACGAUAGUGUCGCACGUGCGCGAUACGUACUCUAAGAAAAAGAGAAAGAGAGAAUUCUGCGUUCUACACGUGGGUGCGAGCACGACCUCGUAUGCCGAUGUUCACGGACAACCCUCUGAAAAUGAGUCGCUGCAUGUGCAACCCUGGAGUUGCUGGAGCAAGCGGGACCAACCGCUGACGUCGGUUACCGUAGCAGCGCGCGUGGCGAUCAGCUGAUCGUUCGGACCGAGCGAGCGAGCGAACAAACGAGCGCGCACCCGCCCGCUCGCCCAUCCGUCUAUCCGUCCGUCGGCGGUAGUCGGCCACCAGCGGCUCCGUCCGCGCGACGUCGUUUCUCUGUUCGCGCGUCAUCGUCGUACGUCGCCGCACAUCGUCGCCCGUCGUCCAGCCGUCGUGCCACUCCGUGCCCACCCGGUGAACGUCGCGUCGUCCGUGUGUCUGUCGAGGCAGUACGGGCGCGCCGACGACGGUUAGAGGACGUUUUCCGUGCCGUUGUCUACUCACCGUCGUACAGCUGGACCGAACCGCGUGUCCAGUCAUGCCGUCGCGCUGCCGGCAGCUUGCAAUAAAUAAUAACAACGACUGCGUACCGUGUGCGAGCAAUCGCCGGCGAGUGGAGUCGUCCGCGACGAGAUGAUCCGUUUGGUGGUCAGUGGUGCCGAUCGCCGCAUCGACGUGAACGUGUAGCGUCGUGAAGUUAGCGUUGCGCGUGAACGUCGCCGCAGUAGCUGCCGUGGCGACACCGCGAGUGGAACAGUUCGCAACGGUUCCUCGCACCACGCCCCCUCCCCAGUGCGAGAAGAACGGCCGUGCAUCGACCUGGGAACAGCACCGACGACGACGACGUCGCGCGAAUGUCGCCGGCGACAACGCGAUCGGACACCGCGGAUCGGCUUACACCCGUCGGAUAGAGUGAUAUUCGGAGUGUGUUGACUAUGCAAUCAUGGCGCGCGAUUCGCCGGCAUGCAGAUCAGCGAGACAUCGAGCGGAACAUCGAUUAGCGCGUCGCACGAGGAUAGGAGCGCAUCCCGAGACGGCGUGAGACGGCGCGAAAAAACAGUUCGAACGGUUCAUCUCGCAGUGACGGCGUUUCUUUCUCGUCGUCACCUACGGAACGACACGGAAUGCAUGCCACACUCGUCUCAAUCGCCACCUGUCAGCCAUAUUACCGUUAGCAGGUCGUUUGAAAAUUUUCAAACAGUUCGCGUGAAGAUACGGAGUGAAGUUGCCGCGCAUUGCAUCGUGUCGCGUCGUGUCGCGUCGUUGAUUUUCGGCGGAGAGUUUCGCGGACCGCAGGGCAGUUCGGACAGCACAAACUUCGCCCGCGUCAGCAAUUACACGGACGUUCGCGGACUUAACGUGUCGCCGGCGUUUGACCACGAGCGGAUUUACGCACUGUUUGGCGACAAUCGUGUCUCGUUGUGCCUCGCGUGAUCCUCGGGAAUGCCUGCUCUCGGGAUUUUCGGACUCGCAUAGUGCUCGUCAUUUUUAUUCGGAGUGUGCACGCUGGCCAAUCGCGGAGUAGUGGCAAGGCUGUGAUAGGCGUCGCUCAAAUUGACCGAACAAGUUGCAACGAUUUCCGGGAAAGCCUCUUCAUAGGAAGCUUUGGUGACAGGGACCGAACGGGCCAGUAUUCAUGCCAGUAUGCCAAUCGAAUGCCGGUAAACGAGCGACAUCCGCGUCGUCAUCGAUAGCAAUUAAUAAAUUAUUUAGCUAAAUCAAUUAGUCAAUAAUUUUGCCAGCCGACGAAGAUUCGUCAGUCACGGCGGUCUAUACAGUGACUGGAAAACGCAAACGCGUGGAGUUCUCCACGCACCCGCGUAGCAAUAAGGAUCGCGUAUCGCGAAUAAACACGUCCGCUCUUAUCGCGUUUUUCUCGACAAUAAUUUCCGGUGUUUUCCGCAUCGCCGAGUUCAAGCAAACAAAGGAAAAAAGGAAAGAAACAGGAGAAAUCCGGUGAACGUGAUCGACUGUGCAAUCGUGGUGAAGUGUGAUCGACUGUUUUAUCCCCCGCGACUGUUGAGUGCGACGAAGAGAGGGACAGUCUGCGACGCAGAAGUGUGGAAGCGGACACCACCCCGGCGAUCAUCACGGUGGCUGGAAACGCUGACUUACAUCGGGAGCGCCAACCUGCAAUCAAGGUUCAUGGUUUUCAUGGAGGAGAGCGAGCUCUCGAGCAAGCGGUGGGCCAGUGCGCCUCGCCGCCCGGACAGCCCCUGCGUCCUGGGGGCACCGUCUAGGGAGGCGGCGGGCCCGCCGGUGCAGCUGGAACCUGUGGACCUGUCCGUGAAAACUCCCGUGGUGUUGCAGGUGCCACGGUACAGUCCGGCGGCGAUAAUUACCGCUGCUGCAAGAAGAGUACCGUCGCCUUCGACGACGCCCACGCCGCCGCCGCCGCUUUGCGUAUCUACCGUGUCACCAUCGUUGCCACCGUUAGGCGAAACAGCGUGGGACAGGGAUCACGAUCGCGAUCGAAGCCGCGAGAGAAACCGGGAGCGCGAGAGGGAGAGGGCGCGGGAGAGGAGCGGCGAGAACGAGAGGGAACGUCACCAGGAACGAGAGCCCGCGAUCAGAGAAAGGGAGGCGCGGGAUCGAGAAAGGGAACGCGAUCGUGAUAGAGACCGGCAAAGGGACAGGGAGAGGGAUCGAGAGAGAGAUGUGUCGGUCUGCGUGAUGGAGCCACCCGAUCCCGUCUUCGUUUCCUCUUCCGCGGCCCUUCUCGCGUUGCAGAGGAUAAAGGAGGCUUCUUUCGUGUUCCAAAAGCGACCGGGUUUGGCGACGGGCAUCGGAUUGGGCGGUAGAGGAAAUGCCGGCGUUGGCGGAAACGGCGGUAAUUUAGGCGUUGACAGUGAAUGCGGCGAUGCGUUAAAAAGACGCAAAGUUCACAGAUGUGAUGUCGCCGGUUGCGACAAGGUAUACACGAAGAGCUCGCAUCUCAAGGCGCACAAGAGAACCCAUACCGGCGAGAAGCCGUAUCAGUGCACGUGGGAAGGCUGCACGUGGAAAUUCGCACGAUCAGACGAGCUGACGCGGCACUUUCGCAAGCACACGGGCCAAAAGCCGUUCAAGUGCCAUCUCUGUCAGCGAUCGUUUUCGCGGAGCGACCAUUUGUCGCUCCACAUGAAGAGGCACUGAUGAAGAGGGCCGUCCACAGCGGCACGGCGUGACAGAAAGCGCACGUCGAUUUCGCGACGGGUGGAGAACAGCGAAAGGACGGUCCUCGACAAUCGGCUAGUGAUCUCGGGGGUGAUCCUUAGGCGAGAAAUGACGGCGAUAUUUUUACAUUUGGGACCUGAAGAGCUGCGCCCCGCGAGUACCGUCACCGUUCCGGAUCUCAAAGAACGGAUCGGUCGAUCGGGCGGCCAGCAAUUAGAAAGAGAAAAAAUAAUUCGAUGAAAUAAACGAAUCGUUCAUUAGAUUUAGCAAUAAAUCGCGAACCAAGUAAUCGCGACACCGAUUAACUUCGGUACGGACGGUGCCCUCUCGGUCUGCUGUCUCUCGUGAACAUGCGAUUAUCUCCCCGGAAGGUAAUUGCAGCCACAAUGAUCGGAUCCGUGCUGGAAGCGAGGACAAUCGUUCUGACGAUUGUCGGGUCCUAAGGAAGGUGCGUUCGUUACUGUACGAGUUUUGGCAGAGGAACGAUCCGACUUGCGAUUUAAUCGCCGCACAUUCGGCACGACGAGACGUAUCACGAUCUGUUACACGUGUCCGUUCUCUUCUGUUUCUAGCCAAUUUUUACUUGUUCGAUUUUCCAGUUUGUUUUCUUCUUUUUUUUUUACAUGUACGUUUAAAUAAGGCCAGCUCAACUAGUCUAGAGCACUAUAUAUCGUAUACAUUACGAGGAAUAGAGCCAGUAAAUGUUAAUUGAUUAAGGUAAUUAAGUGACUAGGGUGUAAACUAAAGAAUAUAUCGAACUCCGGUGACGGAGCUUGGGACUUAGCACAUGCUCAGUUAAAUAAACUACAAUCGUGAUCGUAGACGCUACGUAAAGCAUUGAUAGAGCAAUUCUUCGAUUAUGCACAAAGAAUUUCGCGUUUAGAGACGGACAAUCAUUAACGUUUCAUUACGUGUUAAUGAAAUGGGUCGACAUCCCAAAAGCCAGUAUUAUAUAUACGAAUGCAUAAGAAGCAAUACUGCUAAUGGCAUUACAUAGAGAACGCUUUUUUCGAAAUUUAUUCUUAGUCUCAAAAAGAGCUUGUUUCGAUCGUAUUCGCGAGUCGCUAAAUUUUGAUUCUGCGUAAAGGUGCCAAAGUAGAAGGUGCAAUCACGUCGUUGAUAUAUUUCGUGUUUUACGAAAAAGAAAGCAUAAUCGAUUAAAUUAUUCUUUUUCAUUGCGCCUUGAGAUUUUCGAUCCUAAUCGUAUCGCGUGAAUGCAAUUCCAUGAUCACACUACUCCGCAUUUUACAUUCGCAUUCUGACGGAAAAUUUAACAGCUCAACAAGUAUUCGCAGGGCGCCUGAAAUAUCAAUGUAUGCUCAAACACCCUGCAUGACGUGUCGAAAGAACGAUAUCCUUUUCACACACACACACACACAUUUAUGUCAUCGUUCUUUGCGACUUCUUUAUUAGAAGUAAUCGUUUCAGAAUGUCUUUGACGCAUCGGAUUGGCGAUUUCGAUUUUAAUCUGAAUUACCUAACUGAGAGUAAAAUCCAGACUUUAUAAUUGAAAAGUUAAUUAAUUAAUUUUCAAUUUCUUAAAUUACGAAUUUGAUUAGCUACAAAAGAAUGGAAAAGCGCUUAUAACAUUAAUUCAUCUAAACUGCCAAUACGAGUAUUAAUAUUAUAACUCCAUAUGCUUUGCUGAUGUAGUAAAUUCGAUAUAUCGUUACAUAUUGUCUAAAAAAUUCAUGUCUCAUUGAAAAGUCGAAUUCCCGAAAAUGUCAUGUAGAUUCUAAAGUCGCCGAUCCUACGCGUCGAAUGAUCGGAACCACGAGAGGCACGAAAAUCCCAAUGCGCUCGCGCUUGGUAUCGCAAUAUAUCGUGUACAUAAUUUCUAGAAACUUUGCGAGACGCAACACCACCGCGUAGAAGGUGGUGAAUAUAGCAUUAGCCUGUUUCUUCAAGCCGUGUUUUCGAGCCGCUGAAUAAAUGCUGCGAGCAGAGUCAGUUGGGACAUCUAUAUUCGAAGUCAGUUGAAACGAUGGAACAAGAUGCCAGUAUAUGCUAGAGCCAGUUUAUAUCAUUAAAGGGGAAACCUCUGCGUGUAAGAUUAAAUGCGAGGGUUGAUAAAUUAACAUUUGUUACGUGUUGUAUUCUGAUAGGGAAUAGUGCCUUCUAAUGUUAAGGAACGGGACGCUACGUUAGGCCUUAAGUAUACUGUUAGAGUGCCUUAAGUCACGCGAAUCUUCGUGCUUGUACACCUUUCAUAAUCCGAUCCUUCGAAUUCUCGCCAGGAGGACCAAUGUUCGGCGCGCUUCAUGUGGUAUCUUCCUUGCUGAAGUUACAAAUCGGACAUCACGUUAGCUCACACGAGGCUCUGUUAAACGUGCGCGAAAUUUCAAGAUAUUUGAAGAAAGAAAAUUCAAAUAUAAUCGGAUGAUUAAGGCCGUCGUAAUUAUAUAUGAGAAAAUGCAUUACAAAAAAUCUAAUGAAAGUUUAAAUGAUGGUAUGAAAUUUUAAAUUCUAUUAUUUAAAAUUCUAUUGACACCAUGAAAGUUUUCGUCGAAGUACUGUAACGAAAGUUAAAGACGGUUGUUGCUUAUAAUUAAUAAAGAAUUCAAUAAAAAAGAAUUAAAAAAGCUCUUGGACAACAAAUAUACGAAAAUAAUAAUGUAGGCGGUGCAGAGUCUUUGCUCUCCCCUCUGCACUUCUAUCUAAACACUUUUCGAUUGGAUUUAUGAUUCGUUCAGUCAAUCGUUACGAUUGACCCUGGCUAAUCAUCCGAUAUAAUUAAAUCCCACUUUACUGCCUAUACUUAUCUAUAUUACUUAGUUUUCAAUAUGCAUCGCCACAUCUAUUUCUAUAAAAAUUUCAUUGCGUGCUUUAAAGUCUUGAAAUAACCGAGUAAUCAUUUGAGACAUAAUCCUCAGCAUAUCGCGUAAAUAAAUGUUUAUCGGUAAUAUGAGAAAUAAAUAGUAGAAUAAGGACCUAUUAUUCCUUUGCAUUAUUUAUUAUGACAAACUAUAUACAUGCUGUCAUUAUAGGAUUUUUACAGACAAACUUGACAAUAGUCACGUUUUCGCAUGUAUGGAUUACAUCUGUAUAUCAUUAUCACUAGAAGUUUUAUUCGAUAAUGAAAAAAACAUUCGAGAUACUCUUUCUUAAUCAUGCUAAUCAUUUAUCCCUGGGAUAUACUUUGGACGAAACAGCUGUUAAGAAACUGUUGAGCGCCAUACGCGUUGAAAAAUGUAUAUUGACGUCAUUAUUAACAUUUUUGUUCGUAUGUCACUAUCUCGUCUCUCCUCGUUUAUUCACAUUCGAGAUUGUUGCCUAAUGACGAAACAUUUAAAUCGUUCUCUAUAUUUACGGAAUAUCUAAAUCCCUUUUGAGAUAUCUGAUAAUAAAUAAAAAUUUUAUAUGGCUAAAUUAUCAAGGAUCUGAAUAAUUUACUCUUUGUAAUAUUUCGUGAAGAUUGCCGCUUAAUGUUAAGAUUAUAUAACACAAUCAUCAAUUUUAUAUAAUUCAAUUGUAUUUAUAUUUACAUAAUACUUACAUAUGAUAUAGCGUCCGAAUAUAAAUUUCUAACAAGCUAAAUUUAUUAUUUCUAUCUAAUCUAAAAUAUGCACUCUUGUUCGCGCGAUAGCACACAAUCGAUAAAUAAUGAAUUUGUGAUAACGACUUCAUAUCGUUUUAACGAGUAGGUUUAUCGUUUCGAACAUUGAGCGUUUCCUCCUUGAUUUCUUUACGCAUUGUAGUAAAUGUCUUUCAAGGUUUACAAAAUGUACUUUCCUAAAUAGGUUUUAAGAGGUGAAGUCGUUAACAAGUAAUAAAAAUUAUCUAUAAAUUCGAUACGAUGAAAAAGGAACUUGUUCGAUAGAUAUGCAAAAUGUUGUUAUAAUAAAUAAUAAACUAAUUGCUCAUCUGCUCGCUUCGAUAUUUCGGCCAGAGAAGUGUUUUUAUAUUUGCAUACGUUACGUGGCGCCGAUCGUUAUUGCUCAUAGGUUUAAGGCAUGUGCGAGGUGCACGAGUGGGUAGCUACUGUGUGCGUUAACUGCCGUCCUUUUACGGGAAAAUAAAACGGGCCAUUGAACAUUCCUGCUGCAAUUAGCACGAGAUUCAAAUCAUUAAAGUACAUCGCGCGGAAUCUCCUAGUAUCACGUCGUCGUCAGGGAUUUUGAUAUUCCGAAAGAAAAGGACCGAUUACGGAUUUACAUUCCCCGAGCACACACGUUCCUAUAUCGAUGAGAGUGCGUGGAGCUUCAAGAAAAUCCACAAUGCUUUAUGCGUAGUGUCCCCCGUCCUCUCUCUGUUUCUCUCUCUCUCUCUCUAUCUCUCUCUCUCUCUCUCUCUCUCUCUCUAUCUCUCUUUAUAUAUAUACAUAUAUUGGCGCUUGCUUCUCAUGGUAAUGCACGACUAUACAAUAUUCCAUAAACGGUGAAUCGUGAAUGGACAAGGAAGCAGCUAAACGAGCUCCAACUGAAUUUUCUUCAUCGUGUCCCGCCCAGGGAAAUUAGCAUUUCAAGUGCCUUAACAGAUGUCGGCCGACAGCUAACUAAUCGAAGUCACGUACAGUUACAGACUCGAAAUUAUUACGAUAGAGUCACUGAUUCCCUCGAACGCGAAUCAUUCUUAUUUAGGAGAUCUCGGAAGCUUGAUUAAAAGUGAAAAAAAAGGAAAUACUCGGGCACUUGCAUAUGCAGCAUACAUGCACGCACACAUUACGCGACCUAAGUAAUAACUCUUCGAGAAGCGCUCGCACUUCGUUUCAACAAUAUCUCUCUACACGUUUCCGUAGCUUUAAAUGUUAUUGAACUCGGUCGUUUGAUAAUUCAGAUUUGUUUCGAAAAAAGAAAAAAGAUAGGAUUGAGAAAUAUGAUCGUGUGUAUAAUAUUUCAAUAAUAAAGGAAUUUGAUAUCAUCUAUAUAAUCACAUUUAUAUCGCAUUCCAAACAUUUCGGAAAAUUUUAUUUGAUCCAAGAGAAAGUUAAGUAUCUUGAAAAUUUAUCUUGAAAAUUUGAACAGUUCAAAAUAAGUGAAUACAUCAUUUCGGAAUGAGCCAUUAUUUUGAGUUCAUUUUAUUUUGAGUAUCAUUUUAAAUCUUCAUAACUCAUUCUUCUGGUCACACUUUUCUUCUGAUAUCGUGUACAAUUUGCACUUAAUGAGAAUAACGACAAUAUCGAGUAUGAGAUGUGUAAAAACAUGUCACUUUAAAUAUCAUGUAAUUUAUUAUUGAAGCUUAAUGAUACAUAUGAAUUAUUGAAGUUUGAAUGUACCGGUUGAAUUUCACACGCAUAUAUGUAUGCGUGAAGUACAAGAUCAAUUUUUAAUUGUAGUAUGAUUUGUGAUUCGAAAAUAUGUGAAAUUUAUUUCAUGAUAUAUAUUUAUAUUCUACUUGUAACGUUAUUUUACACUAGAAAAAUCGCAUAAGUCGCUUUUUUGAUCGACGAGCAUAUUUCAUCAUAGGAUAUAUGUAAUGAUUGAUAUGACAGUCUGUCUAUUUCUGAACGCUUUGCUUUUAUGUUUCUCAUAAAAACUUCUUUUUUGGUAGAUAUAUAUACACACAUGAGAAUUUCGCGUGUUUCGGUACGUGUUUUAGUGGACAACCACAAAAGAAAUUUUUUAUUUUUGUAUUUUGCAAGCAUUCUCUAAAAGUGAAGCAUCAUGUGACAAUUUCUGCGACAGGUCACGAUGCUUACGGUACCAUUUGUAGGUUCGAAUGCGGAUAUUCACGUGAAUUUAACGAAUGAAACUACUAGGUUUUAAGCAGCUUAGAGAAACAAUAAUUGUUGUACAUAUAGUAUGUAAAGUUCGCCGUUCAUGAUCGUCGAUAGAUGAUUGGCGGAUUAACAUGUAGCGUGAUUCUAUCUCAAUAAUAUAAUCAAUGGGGGGCCAGUAAAAAUUUUCUUUUCUCUCUCUCUCUCGGAUCUCUCGCACGGAUUUAUACAUUGCGAUGCGCGUAGCGUAGCCUGAAUUGCAAAUUUCAGUACAGCUUUGAGUCUUAAGCGUGGACUUAAUAUCGAUACAUAUCCUUACAAAAAUUUGCCAUAAAAAUUUUACUAAGCCAUAAUAAUAUUCGAAAUUCUUUAAUCUGUUUGAAUCUGACGAGAAUAUACUUGUCUUUGACAGACAUAAUAAUUUAGGAAGUUUUAUUUUUUGUGGACUUUAUUGUCUUUUAUGAUGUCGAGUAAAAGUGCAAGCUACUAAAAUUUGGAUAAAGGGCGAGAUAAUGUUACGCGCCACUAACUAUUAACUUUUAAGCGUAAUUGUAUAUGUUGCAUAGAGACAUAGAUCAAUAAUAAUAUAUUAUGAAACUGUAUAAACAAAGGCAUUAUAUUAAACUGGUAUUUUCUAUUAUACCAUGCGGCGUUUAAAGACGGUCUCUAUCACACCGUGCACAGAUAUGAUUUCGUUAGUUAAAUAAAAAGAGGAUUUAUUAUAUACGCAGAUAUAUAUAGAGAGAGAAAAAUAUAGAUAUAUAUUGUAAAUGUGGUUGUAAUCAUAUUAUACUGUUAUAUUAUCGAUGUCCUUCAUUUGGAUAAUUUAUUUAUUGCAGCGAGAGAAACUGAAGAAUGUAUAAUUAGUGUACUCCGCGGAAAGAUUAAUAGUGAAAUAUAUAGAUAUAUAUAUAUACAUUACGUACGAAAUUAUAUAUAUAUUAUAUAUAUAUUUAUAUACAAUAUUAUAUCGUAAACGCGUCCGAUGACGUUUUUGUACGAGAAAGUCCUAAAAAAUAUAUAUUCGGCCGGGGUACAACCGGGUGUGAGCGCGCAUAUUGAUUAUGAUAAUCUGCGAUUCCUACUAUGGAAGUAAAUCUUAUAUCAUAAGAUCCGGGUGGUACGGUAUCGCGGCUAACGUGAUUUAUCGAGAUAAUGCGUCGUCGAGUCGCAGUGACGUGUAAUGUAUGUACACAUGGCGUGCAAUUGCUCAUCUCCCACGUGUUAGUACACGCCACGCAUCUGUCUCGAUAACCACAUUAUCACGAAAAAAACGCGUUGAUUAUAAUAUUUUAGAUAAUACUUAUUAUCAAUAUCAUUAUUACGAUUCUUAUUAUAAUUACUAUCAUUAUUAUUAUUAUUAUUAUUAUUAUUAUUAUUAUUAUUGUAUUUGGCAGGGUUACGAUAUUAAAACCGAAAAAACUGAUGU